Bactrocera neohumeralis is the source of this 1291-nucleotide messenger RNA. RefSeq lists its product as uncharacterized. Lineage: Eukaryota; Metazoa; Arthropoda; Insecta; Diptera; Tephritidae. Bases 167 to 1096 code for a protein of 309 amino acids. The record is from RefSeq and is a predicted model, not a curated record. The transcript has 5 exons.
ACGAAGUUAAGAAGAAUAACGGUUAUACGAAUAAAUAAAAUAAACGAAAAAAAUUAAGAAACGGCGCAAAAUGCAUAAAAUGUGCAGAAAAAAAAUUACUUAAACCUGUGCAUAAUAUAUUUUAUUUUUAAUACCAAAAAAAUACAAUAACAACAACAAUAUACGAAUGGCUAUGUUAUGGAUGGAAACAUAUCUCUUCUAUUGUUCGGUGCGCCUGGGUGUGCUUGUGGUGGUAGUACUCGGCUUUAUGCAAGUAUUUAUACCAACAGUUUUGCUGCUUUCUAUGGGCAUGGAGAUAGUGAAUCCAAUCAUGAAGCUUUUCAGAGACGAUGAGCAAUUUGGCAAAAAUAUUUACAUAUUGAAAAUUUUAAACUGGAUAGAUAACCAUGUUCAAGGUUUCAUUGCUUUCUUUGUGACCCUGAUGGUCUUAUACUUGACUGGUUGCGGCUUGGCGAUAUUCGGAGCGUUGAAGCUUAAAAAAUGGUUUCUGCUUCCUUUUAUUAUUGCUGACUUUUUACGUGUGAUCACCGGCUUUGCCUCACAUAUUAUAUUCAUGAUAAUUUUGAAAAAGAAACUCAAUUUGGGAUUUCUGAUAGUUGUCACUUUAGCUGGUGGCUUUAUAAUCUUAUACCUCGGCUACAAUUGGGCCACGAGUGUUGCGCUCUUUCAAAUCAUCGAACUCAUACACACUGAACGCUAUCGCAAGCUCUACGGGGAUGAUCCCUUCCAUCCACAAUUACCACCAAACUAUACUUACGCCUCACUACUACCGGCACCGCAGGGUUACGGUACAGUGGAGAAUGUACGUGUGCUGGUCACACCACGUAGCGGCGAUGUUGACGAGCAGAAACUGCGUCAAAGUCAACGUGAACCGGUGAACGCCGCCGAAAUGCCAGUGAUUGCUGUUUUGCCAGCGAAUUAUAAUAAUAGUAAUGCACGAGUUGUACAAAAUAAGCAGCUAAGGAAGCUACAACAACAACCAUAUAGUUCCUACGAAGAGCAACAGAAUGAUUACAAUGCCGACUUCGGCAAUUGGCAAUGGUCCGAGUUGAUGGUUGGCAGGCAACGCAAGGCGAUGAUUAGGCGCAACUGGUGAAAUGAGAAAUAGGGACUAUGAGUGAGAUAGAGAGAGAGAGGUAAGGAAAGUUCAAGAGAGAAACCCACAAGAGAGAAUAAAAAAGAAAAAGAGAAACUGGAGUACAAACAUCACUGGCAAAUACAGUGUUUAUUCCUUUGACUCUUGAAUAACUGUAGAGCGGUUAAAGCUUAAAGAAAAUAUAAUAAUAAUUAA